AUGGCAUGCUUCUUAGCCCGUUCCUGGCUGUGCUUCUGUUGGAGCGAGUCGGACUGGAGCGAGUCGGACUUGAGCAAGUUGGUCCGGAGCGAAUCGGAUUGGACUGAAUGCAUCUGCCAGGGUAGCGUACCUAGAGUCCUCUCCUAUGUGUCCUAUGUCUCCUAUGUGUCCUAUGUCCCUCCUUCCCCUCCUUCCCCUCACUUCCCCCACUUCCCUCACGUCCCUCACGUCCCUCCUGUCCCUCCUGUCCCUCGCGUCCCUCCUGUCCCUCCUGUCCCUCCUGUCCCUCCUGUCCCUCAUGUCCCUCAUGUCCCUCCUGUCCCUCAUGUCCCUCAUGUCCCUCCUGUCCCUCAUGUCCCUCAUGUCCCUCAUGUCCCUCAUGUCCCUUAUGUCCCUCCUGUCCCUCCUGUCCCUCCUGUCCCUCCUGUCCCUCCUGUCCCUCCCGUCCCUCCUGUCCCUCCUGUCCCUCCCGUCUCUCCUAUCUCUCCUGAUCCCUGUCUCCUCCUCAUUUGGCUGCUGUCGCCAACACAGCCACUGGAGUACACUCUGACUUGUCUGACCUUUCUGCCCUGUCUGGUCUUUCUGCCCUGUCUUGCUUGGCUCUCUGACGCACAUGGCAGGCGACCUGACGGUUCCCUAGGCGACAUUUUGAUGAAGAUAUAUGUGGGAGCCCAUUCUGAUAUAUUUAUCUAA
Molecule: messenger RNA, 693 nt
Organism: Colletotrichum navitas
Lineage: Eukaryota; Fungi; Ascomycota; Sordariomycetes; Glomerellales; Glomerellaceae
Exons: 3
Coding region: 1-693 (230 amino acids)
Source: RefSeq, a predicted model, not a curated record